CAGCUGAGACAUAAAGCAGUACUUCAUGUCACUGAGUGUCAAAGUAGUCAGUGAAUUGCCAUCUUUCUACAUGCCACCCUGCCUGGUCAAGAAACCUAGUAUAGAAGCCUAAAGACUGGAAAAAUAAAACAUCUUUUAAGAAGAAAAUGGACAGCCAGAAAUUUGAUUUGGCGGAUUUUAACUUGAGUGAUAUACUUGAAGAUUAUACAAUUUCCUAUGAUUACGUUAUUGAUCCAGACAUGUCACCCUGUACUUCUGUCGUGAAUGAGUCAAUCAACACAGCUCUGGCUGUUAUCUAUAGCCUGGUGUGCUUCCUCGCUGUGACAGGGAAUAUUAUUGUAAUGACUGUCCUACUUUAUAAUCGACGGACCAUCUCAUCCACAGACAUCUACCUGCUUCAUCUGGCAGUGGCUGAUUUGCUCUUUGCCAUGACCUUGCCUUUUUGGAUUGCAGAUGCUGUAUCUGGCUGGGUGUUUGGUGAUGCCAUGUGUAAAAUUAUCAGCAUGUUACAGGAGGUUAACUUCUACAGUGGGAUUCUGUUUCUGGUUUGUAUUAGUAUCAAUCGUUAUCUGUCCAUUGUCUACGCUACACAGGCCCGCAAGCAAAAGAAACCUUAUCUAAUUAAGCUGAUUGUUGCCGCUGUUUGGUUAGUGUCUAUUGCUUUGUCUUUACCAGUUUUGUACAAGGGCGAAUAUAUUCAUUCUGGCCGAGUCAUGUGUUAUGAGAUACUCGAAGGUGAAUCAGCUGAAACAUGGAGAAUAACCACAAGACUUUUGCAGCAUUUUGUUGGGUUUCUGAUCCCACUGGCUGCCAUGAUUUUCUGUUACAGUGUGAUGAUCCUGAAACUGUGUCAAACAAAGGGAUUCCAGAAACAGAAAGCUAUGAAGAUCAUUAUUGCCGUGGUGCUGUCCUUUGUAAUUUGUUGGCUGCCGUACAAUAUAACUGUGCUCGUUGAUACACUGAUGAGAAGCAAACUCAUUACUGAAACCUGUGACCGGCGCAAUCAUAUUGACAGAGCUCUGUCUGCAACUCAAAGUUUGGGUAUCCUGCACAGUUGUAUUAAUCCAAUCUUAUACGCAUUCAUUGGAGUGAAAUUCAGGAGGAACCUGUUGAAAGUCUUUGUUAAGAAAAGGAUCAUUAAGCAAACAAUUAUAUCAAAGUACAGGAGAUCUGUAUCUUCAAUCACUGAAUCUGGAUUUAUUUCAACUAGUAUGCACAUUGCUUCUGAUGAAAAUGUCAGGUCAGCCAGCAAGAUAGCAGAUAAUAAACAUGAAAUAAAGUUUUAAAGAACUAAAAGAUUGAGUAAGAAUGGUUUAGAGAUUUCAGUUCUGAAUACAGUAAUUAUGGAGUUUUGAGAUGUAUUGAUGAGUCAAUGAGAUGGGUCAAUGAUGGUGCGAUGAGAUGUAAUACGCAAUUGUCUGAAAGCUUGAUGUGAGGAGUAUUCAUUCGGAUCCAAUUAAUUUCCUAAACUUGAUAAUGAGGGACAUCCAUAUUAUUGGUUGGAUAAUGAUCUGAUUGCUAACUCUGAACAAUGACUGCUUUGCUACCAAAGAUACCCACAUUCCUUAGUCACAGAAUCAUGAUAAGGAACAAUUGCUUCAUUUGCAUGGCAUGUAAUGGAAUUAAUAUAACUAUGGUCAGUCUAAACCAAUCCUGUGAAAUGAACAUCUCCUUGAGCUGUUCUUUCUUUUGACAAUAACUUGACUCAGUUUUAUCAAAGUGCACACAGACAGAACUAAGUCAAACAAAAGAAAAGGUUUCAAAAGCACAAUGCCUGUACUAGAGAGUAGAACAUUACAGUUCAGUACAGGCCUUUGGCCCUCGACGUUAUGCAGACCUAUGAAAUCAAUCUGAAGCCUAUCUAACCUACACUAUUCCAU
Chiloscyllium plagiosum (whitespotted bambooshark) is the source of this 1880-nucleotide messenger RNA. Its product is annotated as C-X-C chemokine receptor type 2-like. Gene Ontology annotation, biological process: immune response; calcium-mediated signaling; positive regulation of cytosolic calcium ion concentration. NCBI's taxonomy places the organism in Eukaryota, Metazoa, Chordata, Chondrichthyes, Orectolobiformes, Hemiscylliidae. The record is from RefSeq and is a predicted model, not a curated record. Gene Ontology annotation, molecular function: C-C chemokine receptor activity; C-C chemokine binding; C-X-C chemokine receptor activity. Gene Ontology annotation, cellular component: external side of plasma membrane; membrane.